GCCCCCGGCCCGGCCCGGCCCGGCGCAGCGCGGCGGCGGCGGCGGGGCAGAGCGGAGCGGAGCGCGGUGCGGUGGCGGGCGAAAGACGGGUUCUGGAGAGUGGCAUGUGCGUCUGAGGCUCUGCAGAUGCCAGCUCGCGCCUGCAGCCUGCUCAGCUCCGUGAGUGACCUUAACUGGGAGCUUGCUGUUACUUUAAAUAAGAGCUGUCGUUGCCCCGUGCUCUAAAGUGAGAAAUUCCACCCUGGAGGAGCAGGAGGACAUCGACACUGACGCCUGGAGCUUGCUGGUGUUGCUGCCUUUCCUGGCGGAGAGCACAAAAUAGGCUGCAGCAGAGUAAAAUCCCCCACGAGCUUUCUGACAUAAGUUCUGAGCAAGGAAGGUACCACAGGAGAGAGUGACAAAGCCCUGGCAGUAAGAAGGGUUUUUCUGGACUAUAUCAUUUCUAAAAGCCAAUUUUUAGGUUCCUGCAUUGUUCUUUGCUCUUUGCUUCAUUUGUUUUUCUCCCUGCCUUACUGUGUGCUCCGUCACAGCAGUCCUGCUGCUGGAAGAAGACUCAGAAAGAUGUGCUGAACUGUUACGCAACAACAACAACGGGAAGCUUGGGUGCCGUCUCAGCGGCUGCUGUAACUCACUGUGCUGGAAAGAGGAGAACUAGAGCAGAUUCCCUGUAGUUCCCAGUUCUACCUGUGUUCUCUGUUCACUCAGUGGUUGGUGUCCCUCGUUCUGGGUUGUGCUUGAUGGGGAUCUCUGCUGUGGGACCAGUCUCUGUGCUCAAAAGCAAGCGAGCAGGGGUAGAAGAGGUGGCCUCUAGAUGCUGGAAAGGCCAUUUGUAUAAGCUCCUGGCAGAAGAUCUCUUCUGGCACAGCUGCUGGCUGUAGGCCCACCAAGCCAAGGGUCAGGAUAGCCUCUCUGCAGCAUGUCAUCCAAGCCAGAGCACAAGGAGGCCCACCAGGCCAACGGGACUGUGCUGCCCAUUGUGCCUGUGGACUGUUGUGCUGAUCCAGACCACACGCAGUUGGUGGAGCCCUUGGAGUUCCUGGGAUCUGAUGGUGAUGGGGUGGAAGUGGUGGUGCUGGAGUCCCGUGCCAAUGCCAAAGGAGUGCGAGAAGAAGAUGCCCUGUUGGAAAAUGGCAGCCAGAGCAAUGAAAGUGAUGACACUAGCACAGACCGAGGUCCUGAACCUGCCUUGCCACUCAAAGAGACUUCCUUUUCCAUUGGGCUCCAGGUUCUCUUCCCUUUCCUUCUGGCAGGCUUUGGAACAGUUGCUGCUGGAAUGGUGCUGGACAUCGUGCAGCAUUGGGAUGUCUUCAAAUAUGUGACUGAGGUGUUUAUCCUGGUACCUGCACUACUGGGCCUGAAGGGGAACCUGGAGAUGACUCUGGCAUCUCGCCUGUCUACAGCUGCUAAUAUUGGCCAAAUGGACACACCAAAAGAGCUCUGGAGGAUGAUAACAGGGAACAUGGCUCUGAUACAGGUUCAGGCUACUGUGGUUGGCUUCCUAGCCUCAAUCGCAGCAGUGAUAUUUGGAUGGAUCCCUGAUGGCCACUUCAGCAUUGACCAUGCUGUCCUGCUUUGUGCCAGCAGCGUGGCUACUGCUUUCAUUGCUUCCCUUGUUCUGGGCAUGAUCAUGAUUGGGGUCAUCAUUGGAUCCAGGAAGAUGGGAAUCAAUCCUGAUAAUGUAGCCACACCAAUUGCUGCCAGCCUGGGGGACCUUAUCACCCUGGCUCUGCUUUCAGGAAUCAGCUGGGGCUUAUACAAAGAGCUGGAGAGCAAAGCAUAUGUGAAUCCUUUAGUGUGCGCCUUCUUCAUAGCUCUGCUGCCCAUCUGGAUCAUCAUUGCCAAGAAGAAUGCAGCCACUCGAGAAGUGCUGUACUCUGGUUGGGAACCAGUCAUUAUCGCAAUGGCUAUCAGCAGUGUUGGUGGAUUAAUUUUGGACAGAACGGUUUCAGAUCCAAACUUUGCUGGGAUAGCUGUGUUCACACCAGUUAUUAAUGGCGUGGGUGGCAAUCUGGUAGCUGUGCAGGCUAGUCGGAUCUCCACUUACCUGCACAUGAGUGGGAUGCCUGGAGAGAGCUCCGAAACAGCCCCUCGCAAGUGCCCCAGUCCUUGCAGCACUUUCUUCAGCUCAGAUGUGAAUUCCCGCUCUGCUCGUGUGCUCUUUCUUCUGGUAGUGCCUGGACACUUGGUUUUUCUUUACACCAUAAGCUCCAUGCGAGGUGGACACACUACACUCACUUUGAUUUUCAUACUCUUCUACAUGACAGCUGCACUUCUGCAGGUUCUCAUUCUUCUGUACAUUGCUGACUGGAUGGUGCACUGGAUGUGGGGCAGGGACCUCGAUCCUGACAACUUCUCCAUCCCAUACUUGACAGCACUUGGGGACCUGAUUGGAACAGGUCUCCUUGCUCUCAGCUUCCAUAUCCUCUGGCUCAUUGGUGACCGGGACUCUGAUGUGGGAGACUAGCUCUCCUCACUGCUCUUCUCCUUCUGACAGCUCUCCUCCUCAUUUUUUUUCAUUUGUUUGUUUCUUUUCUUACACCUUUGCUUUCCUUUGCUUCCUCCCCUUCUCUCUCUUCAGACUUCACCUUUGAUACUGGAUUCUCAUUAUUUUCAAUGGGAAUUUUUAUGUGGUUUAUAUUUCAAGCCAAGUUUGUACAGAAUAUAAAUCUAGUUUUAGGAAGGACAAAAAAAAGUGUAAAGAGACAAUCACCAAGUGCAAUUUCAUAGCAGUUGUGUCUAAACCAAGGCUACAGUGAAGAUACUGAUCAGUCAGAUCAUAUAGGUGGUCCACCCUGUCCCAGUCACUAGAGGUGAAGGGCUGCUUUUUUUCGCUUCAUAAGCGUUUUAAAUAUUGGAGGUAAGGUUCAGAUUUAUUUUACUGAACAGGCACCUUCUAGCAAAGUACAACCUCGUGGAUGAGGGCAUGGGGUAUCUUCUGUCUUCUCUGCCUUGUUACCCUCCUCCCUUGUGUUCACUCUCUGAAUCCCUGUCCUGUGCCUAGUAUCCAAAGCAUGCGGCCCUCCAAAAGAGGACUAGCAAAGACAUGUGAAGAAGGGCGAAACACUUGUUUUCUGUGUGCCCACAAGAAAGGCAAGUGAUCUCAGGCUUGAGGAGUGCAGAGCCCUGAAAAUCUGGCUGUGAGUGGGCUGGUCUUUGCUUACAGAUUUAGGCUGGAGAACAAAGCUGUCUCAAAUAUAGCUCUGUUUUGCCAACCAUCCUGCAGCAUCUGCAUCUCAGAAAUUACAAACUCCUUGUUCUGUCUCUCCUCAUCUUUCAUCUGCAGAUGGAGGGUGGUGAUUGUGGACUGAGUUCAGCUACUACUGUGUGCAAAAGGAUAUGCUCUACACUUUGUCUAAGGAGGCUGUGAGCUAGCCCCAUCCAUCACUCUCCCUCUGCUGCCUGGCAAUGCUCAGCUGAAGGAAGCAGAGAUUUGCUGGAGCUGUAAUGGGUUUUGUGCGCAGGGCUGUUACGUGGCAAUCUCUCCUCUGUACUGGAAUAGGCAGAGCACUGUUUUCAUGGCGGCCUGUUCAGGAUGGGUGGAAAAAUAGAUCCUGUUUUUUGUGUUAAGACUUAUUUUUUCACGGUGCCCUACACGGUGCUGCUGAAGGGCCCAUUGUGGCUGUGAAGAGGCCGUUCAGCUAUCGCUCACAGCUGAGCCUGAGGCGCUGCAAAGCUGGGAAUGUUACGCUGUCGGUGCCUCCUAGAAAAGGAUGUCCAUGUUCAGCCAUUGGCUGUAGCUGGUAUGUGUAGGUGCUAGCUGGGAAACAGGUUAGCAGCUACAGCCUGAUUUCUGAAGUCUGAGUCCUGAAGUUCAGUGCAACUCUCUGUAUGGGACUGUAGCAAAGGAACCUGCUUGCCCUUGAUACAGCUUGUGAAAUCUGGGCUCAGGACUACCGCCUGGCUUGCAAGCAGUGGCCAAGUACGCUGCAGGUGCAGGGCUCCCUGCUCUGUUACUUUCCCCUCUGCUUUUUGUGCUAUUCGUCUAGGUAACGGCUGAGAUGCGUUCUGUUAUCCUGCUAGUACGCACUGGAAAUAUUUUCAUGCAGCCUGCAGUGGCAUAAUGAGAGAAAAACUGUUCUGGCUGUGUGAAUACAGCAUUUGGAAAUGGUCUUGCUGAAUGUUGUUGGCACUUAACGCUAUUUAAUUUUCCCAUUUGGAUCUAAAAUGAUUCAGUAAACUGGAUGCAGUUUGGUGUAAACAGGUCUGACUGACUUGGAAACUUCAGCCUGUUACACUAUGCUUAAAUGAUAUGCUCAAGCAGAUAGCUUCAUUCAACCGCCUUUAAUGUAUGAAUAUAAAUUGAGUGCAUAAUUUAAGUGUGUAGGGGGAAGCUCGUAACAUCUGUGAAGGAUGGAAAAACACAGUAUAUUGUGUGGAGCCUAGUUUCAGUGCUCCAAUAUGCAAAACUUGGGAAGCUGCCAGUAUCUUGCAAACCUCUGGGGAUGCCUGCAGUAUUCAGUACAGUAGCACCUUGCAUCUUGAUCCUGAAAUAACAGCCAAGCUCUCAUUUUAGUUAGCUGUGUGGCUCAGUGCUACAGUUCUGAUCCUGUUCUGGACGCACUGCAUGUCCUAUUUAUUUGCAACUCCAGAGUAUAACCCCAAAGCUGCUGAAUUUGUGGUUGCCUGUAGGCUGCUGCUUUUCCUCUUCAUUUUUUCUUUGUCUUAAGUGUGUUCCUCAUAGCAGAACAUGACCAUUCUUGAUUGGCUUGAUUUCCUCAUUUAGGUUAACUUCUGUAUUUCUCACACAGGCCUUAUUGAAACCAAUGCUUGUUGUCUCUUUUGCUUUCUGUCCCAGCAACACUGGGCUUCUGUGCUCAGGUGGAAAGAGGUGCAAUGUGGUGCUGGGCCUGCUGAUCAUCUGAAAUAAGGCCAGGUUAGAAGAUGUGUUUGUUACACUGGACAAUACAAGAAGUAGCUGAGUUCUACAAAGACCUGUGCAAGUGCAGCCAUUUAGUUUUUAGGUAAGGAGAGUUUUGUUAGAAACUGUUCCUUCCCUGCCCCCCUCCCCACACACACACUUGCACAAAAACAGGAAAGGCUGAGCUGAAUGCGCCCUUUUAUGAUCCAAGUCAAGAACAAAUUUAGACUGAAAUUGGGUAUUGUCCGAGCCCAGAGAUCUGGUUCCAGUGUUGAUCCUUACUCUGGAGACAAGCAUGUUGGAAAGGAAGCUCAGGAUUAAUGGAAGCUAAUUCUGAAAAAACACAGACAGAUGCAUCUGAACCAAGCUGCAGUCAGUCUUCUGCUUACUCAAGAGCAGAUUGCUGAGGGACCACUGUAUUGCAAGUUGUAGAAGAAUCCUGUCAUGUUUCAGUAUGUGUAUAUUAAGUAUUCCUAUUUUUAACGUCUUUACUGGUUGUAGAAUUUGGGAGACAGAGAUCUGACUCUUACCUUGUCAGAAUACUGACUCUGGGAUCUUACGAGGGGCAGGUGAUGCAUUUUCAGAUGGAGUUCCCCGUUCUACCUUGCUAAUGUAGUGUCAGGCUUUCUUUCCCUCUUCUGCCUUUGAAAUGUUUCCUUUUGUGACAUCGGCUCUGAACUUUAUACUCUUCACCGUGGUGACUUGACUGCUCACAAACCUAAUUUGGCCAAGGCAUUGUCCUCUCAAAAAAACCCCCCAUAAAACAAACCAGCACCGCCUGCAUCCCCCCAAACCCUACUGUACUGAAGUCUUAGCCUAGAGACUUCUGGAGUAUUCCUGCUCACCUGACUUCUCUGCCUAAUGUUGAGGAAUAAUUUGAGAUGUCCUUCCAUUAACACUUAAGCUUAUAUGUGGGAAAGUCUCCUGGUCUUUAGGUGUCAUCUAACUAUCUAAUUCCCUUAGAAAGAAUCUACCACUUGUGGUCUCAUCUGUAAGAUGUAGGGACUCAGAGGUGUCAUGCUGCUAGGGUGAUGCUGUAUGUACAAUUUUAUAAGGUUUAGGGUGUGUAUGUGUGUGGGGGGCAAAAUAGGUCAGGGAAGAAUCUAAUUUAAAUUCUCAGAAUAUUGAAGGAUGAAAACUUUUUCCACCAAUUGCACUCAAAUGCAUGCCUACUUUACAUCUGACUGCAAAUGAAAAAAAUACUGGUUUACUCUUUUUAUUAAAGGAAAAAGACUGUCUUAAUUAUUUAUAGUUCCUAUAACUGAAUUGACAGAUGUCAACUUAACUGAUAAAUUAUAUUUGGUUAAAUAAAGAUGACAUUUAUU
Molecule: messenger RNA, 6183 nt
Organism: Rhea pennata
Lineage: Eukaryota; Metazoa; Chordata; Aves; Rheiformes; Rheidae
Gene: SLC41A1
Product: solute carrier family 41 member 1
Exons: 11
Coding region: 917-2464 (515 amino acids)
Biological process (GO): monoatomic cation transport
Cellular component (GO): plasma membrane
Molecular function (GO): monoatomic cation transmembrane transporter activity
Source: RefSeq, a predicted model, not a curated record